AUGGUGGAGGGUCAGGUUUAUGAGUUCAUACGUUUUGAAGUUCAUGAUGGCCACACGGCUUUCUUCUGGGUGGAUGAUUGGCUACAAGUAGGGAAGUUAAUAGAUAUCACUGGCCCAAUUGGCACAUGCCAUUUGAGAAUUGAUCGCCAUGCAAGGGUGCGGGAUGCAGCCGGGAAUUCAAGUUGGAACAUCCGUGGCCACAGGAGUCGCUACUUUCAAGAACUUAUUGAUCGCAUCCAAACUGUACAACUACCUCAUGAAACUCUCGGACACGACGUCGCGCUGUGGAAGCACUCCGAUGAUAAUUAUAAGCCUUACUUCUCAGCAUCAAGCACUUGGGAGCAGGGAGUUCCACGCUUCUCGUUUAUAUUGUGGCUUGCGGUAAAGAAUAGAUUGUCCACGGGUGAUAGAAUGAGAGUUUGGGGCAUCCAACAAGGUUGUGUAUUAUGUGGUGAGAGGGAUGAAACCCGUGAUCAUCUUUUCUUCGCAUGUCCUUAUUCUUUCACAGUGUGGGACAAGCUGGUGAACAGGUUGACUGGAAAUGGCACAGAUCCAGACUGGAUGGGUUUCACAUACAUGUCUUCAGAUGUGUCGAAAUGGGAUUAUGCUAAUCCUCCUCAGACUGCUGCUAUAGUGAUGGUCGUAUCGGACUUUGUGGAUUCGAUUUCACAUUGUCUUGUCCGCCUACUACAAGAGAAUAAUUACAACCUUUUUCUUGCCAUUUCAUCUAGGCCUUCCAAAAUGUCAUUCCUGCUCACUUCUGCCGAGUGGCUCUGGGAAAGCUUACUUGCAGCAGGUUCAGAGAAAAGAAGAAUACUUCUUCAGAAGUGUAGCAGUAAAAGUGAAAGUGGUGAACCCACCGCAACGUUGUAUUGCAAAUUGUGCCACUUUGGUACCAAAAGCAUUGAUAUUUUCAGGACGCAUCUCUCAACUGAUGAAAAACAUGCAGAAGAAGAGAAGAGACUUCCUGCGUCUCGUAAAUCUAAUAUUCAGGGCCAGAGGCGAUUUCGAGUAGCUGAGUACGAUCGACAUCAUUUGCCAGAGGUGAAAAAUGAUCGAAAAACCAAACGUAUGAAGAAGAAAGCAAAUUCGGACGGGUUUUGGACUUCUUGA
Molecule: messenger RNA, 1113 nt
Organism: Brassica oleracea var. oleracea
Lineage: Eukaryota; Viridiplantae; Streptophyta; Magnoliopsida; Brassicales; Brassicaceae
Exons: 7
Coding region: 1-1113 (370 amino acids)
Source: RefSeq, a predicted model, not a curated record